Molecule: messenger RNA, 774 nt
Organism: Pelobates cultripes (western spadefoot toad)
Lineage: Eukaryota; Metazoa; Chordata; Amphibia; Anura; Pelobatidae
Source: the annotation of a GenBank genome assembly
AUGGACCUGAAGAAGUAUAUACAGUCAUUGACCAUAAAAAGACACUUCUUAUUACAUCCUUCUUCCCCAGCCCUCCCUGAUAGUGAAGGUAAGACUGCUAUCCAUCAGAAAUUUCAGCCCACAUCGCAGUUCUUUCCCAUUAAUAGUAGAGGUCCAUUCUUGGAGACCUUUGAACAUAUGGUUGACCGAGAAUUUCAAUCUCUAACUAAGAAAAAGAACAGGCCAGGUACAUAUAAUUUAACCAAAAAGGAGGAAUCUAUUCUUAAAAAUUUAAUGGAAAGGACCGAUCUAGUCAUUAGGGAAGCAGAUAAGGGGGUAGGGGGGAGAUUGUUUUGUAUGACUAUGGCAUAGUAUUUGGAAGAAUCUGCAAAUCUUCUAAAUGAUAGAGAAACAUAUGCCGUCUUAGGGAAUGACCCUACAUCUCAGUUUUAUGUGGAACUUAAAAAAAUGUUGGAAGUGGCCAAGAAUAAAGAAAUUAUUUCUCUAAAUUUUUUUGAUUAUCUGUUUCAACAACACCCAAUAAUUCCCAUUUUUUAUUUUCUUCCAAAGACCCAUAUACGUCUCCCAAACCCCCCAGGCCACCCGAUCAUCAGCGGCAUCAACUCCAUAACAGCCAAUUUAUCGGAGUUUGUUGAUGCAUCUUUACAGAAAUACGCACAAGGUGCGCCUUCAUAUUUGAAGGACACCAAGUCCUUUUUGCAGGAAUUAGAAUGUAUGAGUGGGAUCCUGAGUACAGCUGGGCCACAUUGGAUGUGGCCUCACUGUACACGGUGA